Messenger RNA from Motacilla alba alba, 2300 nucleotides. It is a transcript of the gene TMPRSS3, whose product is annotated as transmembrane serine protease 3. Gene Ontology annotation, cellular component: membrane. Gene Ontology annotation, molecular function: protein binding; serine-type endopeptidase activity. The transcript is spliced from 13 exons. Lineage: Eukaryota; Metazoa; Chordata; Aves; Passeriformes; Motacillidae. Bases 220 to 1653 code for a protein of 477 amino acids. The record is from RefSeq and is a predicted model, not a curated record. Gene Ontology annotation, biological process: proteolysis.
CAGCUAACUAAACAGCGUGCUGAAUUUUUAUCUGCCCGUUUCCGUGGCCGUGCCAUCCGGGGCCACCCGAUACCCCUCUCCAGGUUGGGUUACACAGGCUGCGGCCUUGAUGCCGCAUGCAGCGCCCGGCUGGAAACCCUCCCCGAGCAGAGAGGCUCAGCAAACUCCGGCUUUCCUUUGAGUUGAUAAUGAAGAAGGAAAACAGUUUUGCCUUUAACUAUGACUUCUCAGGAAGAGGUUCAAGAGACAAAUCCCACUACUGGAAGUCUUGAAAUCAUCUCCGUUACAGAAGAUGAACCGCCAGUACCACAAAUUCAGUUUACCUUCAAAAGAUUUUUCUUCAUACCCCAAGCAAGAGUGGACCCGAGUGCAGAUGGAUCCGGAGAUAUUGAACCACCUUCAAUGUGCCAUGCUCUUGUCUCCCUAAAAUACUUCCCAUACAUCUGUGGUUUAUUCCUUGCAGUAAUCCUAGCAGUUGCCAUUGGCCUGGGUGUCCAGUACAACUGCAUUGGGAAGUUUCGCUGUCGAUCAUCCUUUAAGUGCAUCCAGAAAUCAGCCAGGUGCAAUGGCGUCUUCAACUGUAAAGAAGGGGAGGAUGAGUACAGAUGUGUCAGGCUGAGUGGGAAGAGGGCAGUGCUGCAGGUGUUCACCUUUGGCUCCUGGCGCACGGUCUGCUCCGACGACUGGAGGGCAGAGUAUGGGAACACCACCUGCAAGCACCUGGGCUUCUCAAGUUAUGUGAGUUCAGGUUACCUGCCCGUGGCUGCAGUUGAAAAACAGUUCCAAAGACAUUUCGUGUCCCUCGGCCACUGGUUCUCAGCUGAUCAAGUGACAUCCCUGCACAAUGCCACCAACCUCAGGGAGGAAUGCACUUCUGGCAAUGUGAUCAUCUUAAAGUGUUUGGCGUGUGGGACUCGCGCCAGCUACGGGCCGCGCAUCGUGGGGGGCAACGCGUCGUCACCGCGGCAGUGGCCGUGGCAGGUCAGCCUGCAGUUCCAGGGCCACCACCUGUGUGGAGGCUCGGUCAUCACCCCGCUCUGGAUCCUCACGGCUGCCCACUGCGUCUACGACCUGUACUUGCCGAGCUCCUGGAGCGUUCAGGUUGGUUUUGUGACCCAGCAGGACACCCAGGUUCACCCACAUUCAGUGGAAAAAAUCAUUUACCAUCGGAAUUAUAAGCCCAAGACUAUGGGGAAUGACAUAGCACUGAUGAAACUGGCAGCACCUCUGGCUCUCAAUGGUCACACUGAACCCAUCUGUCUGCCCAAUUUUGGUGAACAUUUCCCAGCAGGGAAAAUGUGUUGGGUAUCAGGAUGGGGAGCAACUGUGGAAGGAGGUGACACAUCUGACACCAUGAAUUAUGCAGGUGUUCCUCUGAUUUCCAAUGCAAUUUGCAAUCACAGGGACGUCUACGGUGGGAUCAUAACUUCUUCAAUGCUUUGUGCUGGUUUCCUAAAGGGAGGGGUGGACACCUGCCAGGGAGAUAGUGGGGGGCCUUUAGCAUGUGAAGAUAUGAGUGUCUGGAAGCUGGUGGGGACCACCAGCUUUGGAGUGGGCUGUGCAGAGAAGAACAAGCCAGGCGUCUACAGCAGAACCACCUCCUUCCUGGACUGGAUCCAUGAGCAGAUGGAGAGAGAAGAACUGAAGACCUGAGGGGAGUGGCCGUGCUCUGGGCUCCUGAAAACCCACAUCUCACUCCAGCCCUGCAGAAGGACCCAGCCCACUCUUCUGGUCACCUGCUCUGAGCUCUGGACCUUCACAGAGCACCUUUCAGCGUUUCUUUUUGUUACUGGCAGCUGCACUUGAUGCAAACUGUUGCACAUUCAGCCUGUUUUGGGUGCAAGAAGCAGAUGGAUGAUCAGUAUGUGUGUUUACUGUCAGCUACAGAUUGCACGUGGAGAAAAAAAAGCUAAGGCAGAUAACCCUGAAUGCUGUCACAAUAAAGUUUUGCAGAAGAAGACUAGAAUAACUAUAGAUCAGGUUGCUCACUGUUAUUUUUGUACUUAACCUUCCAAGAACAAGACUACAAAAAUACCUUUUUUCCUGAAAGCAUUCAUUUGGUACACAAGAGGUCUGUGCUCUGUUGCACAGGCAGCAGCAGCUUCCUUUGAAUCCAAAAGCAAGCAGGGAGCAGAAGGUUGGCACUUUAGACAAGUACCUUCAACUCUUAGAAAAAAUAACCUCUGAAUUCAAAUGUAUUGUCAUGUCACUGUGAACAAAGUUCAUAAAAAUCAAAUUCUUGUGUGUUUUCCUGCAGUAAAUAGCUCUGAAAUGGGCAACAGGUUGUAACUAGACUGGAA